Aedes aegypti (yellow fever mosquito) is the source of this 3604-nucleotide messenger RNA. RefSeq lists its product as uncharacterized. The coding region runs from base 364 to 3399 and encodes 1011 amino acids. NCBI's taxonomy places the organism in Eukaryota, Metazoa, Arthropoda, Insecta, Diptera, Culicidae. The record is from RefSeq and is a predicted model, not a curated record. Gene Ontology annotation, biological process: proteolysis. Gene Ontology annotation, molecular function: metal ion binding. The transcript has 8 exons.
GUUUUAGCUAUCUUGAUUGCGUUAGUACUGGUUACACCAGUCAAUGGGAAGCUUUAUUGUUUUUCGUGACCGGCAUAAAGAACACUGGCCAUUUUUCUUAUCUCCGGUGUAUCGGAUUGUUUGUAAUAAUAUUGUUUCGUUGAUUUAUCUGUUCAUAAAUUGAUCCGCUUCACGUAAAUAUUCCGCCCGACAACAUUUUAAGCCGCAGAACAGUUUUCAUUUGCUUGCUUCCACUCUGUUGGCUGUUGAGUCAUACCGUACUUCCGAAGUGUUUUUUUGUUCCACCGGGAGAACUUUCAUUCGUUGCCACGGGAACAGCGAAUAUCGACGGCAAGUGCGAUUCCGGACACCUCCACCAGAAGGAUGUCAUUCAAGUUGAUUAGCAGCGCCAAAGCAAACGGAGUCAUUCCGGUCCGCAAGUACCGAUCGGAACGCACCGGAUUAAGUGUCGUUGUGGGCGAAGUCGAAGGUCCACUGGUGAAUGGAUACUUUGCAUUGGCAACGGAAGCGCAUGACGAUGACGGAUUGCCGCAUACUCUGGAGCAUUUGAUCUUCCUGGGUUCGGAAAAGUAUCCUUUCAAAGGUAUUCUAGACCUGGUCGCCAAUCGAUGUCUGGCAUCGGGAACGAAUGCCUGGACGGAUACGGAUCAUACCUGCUACACGAUGACAACUGCCGGAAGUGGAGGCUUCCUGUCGCUGUUACCGGUUUACCUGGACCAUAUUCUGUACCCAACUCUGACGGAUUCUGGCUUUACGACGGAAGUGCAUCAUAUUUCCGAGGAAGGCGAAGACGGUGGAGUUGUGUACUGUGAAAUGCAAGGGCGUGAGAAUACGGGCGAAUCUCGCAUUCAUUUGGAUAUGCUUCGGGCAAUCUAUCCGAACUGCGGUUACAGCUCGGAGACCGGUGGAAUAAUGGCCAAUUUGCGUACCAGUACCACAAAUGAAAAGGUCCGUGCUUAUCACGCCGGAUUUUAUCGUCCGGAUAACCUUCACGUAAUCAUCACCGGUCAAAUUGAACCCGAGGACAUAUUCAAAGCCUUGGAACCGGUAGAAGAGAAGAUCCUGUCCAAAGGAGAUCUGCCGGCAUUUACUCGGCCAUGGCAAACCCCAGUGGAACCGUUGGCUGAAUCGAAGGACAUCAAGAUCGUAUAUCCUGCCGAUGAGGAAGAUUGUGGUUUAGUUAAUGUGGCCUGGCGUGGACCCAAAGCAACCAGCGAAUACGAAGAACUGACAGCAUGUUCCGUCCUCUUGCGGUACCUUUCGGAUACAUCGGUCAGUCCUCUGCAGCGUGAGUUCGUAGAGAUUGAAGACCCUUUCGCAAGCCGAGUGGGAUAUAACAUUGCGGAAAAUGCCGAAUCCCUGUUGUACAUUUCUUUCGAGAAUGUGCCUCUGAGUAAGAUCGAUGACAUCCACGCGAAGCUCAAGCAAGUUCUGGAAAAGAUUGGAAAGGGUGAGGAGAAAAUCGAUAUGAAACGCAUGGAAAAUGUGUUGGAAAGGUAUAUUUUGGAAUCGUUGAGUAACCUGGAGAGCAGUCCGCAUGAUAACGUGGCGUUCCAUGUUAUAGGAGACGUUCUUUACGGAGCCGUGGAGCAAGAUUUCGAUAACCGCUUAAACGCCAACAGGUUCCUUCAGAAGCUGAAGGAGAAGAAAGAGGAUUUCUGGGUCAAUUUGUUAAACAAGUACCUUAUUGAUGCCAACCAUGUUGUAGUUCGUGCCGUCCCAAGUAUCGAAGAGCAGAAGCGAUCGGCCAAGGAAGAGAUGGAUCGCAUCGAGCAACAGCGAGCAACCCUUGGCGAGGAAGGUCUGGCCAAAAAGGGUAAACAGGUAGCGGAGGCGAUGGCCGCAAACGAAGUCCCACCGCCGGACGAGAUGUUGACGUCGAUUCCGGUACCGUCUACUGAUGGAAUCAAGUUCCAUCCGGUGGAAAUAUUCAAGGCCACCGGCGAUGGCAAGAACCCAGCUGGACUGGAUCUGAAAAAACUGCCGGUUUAUGCGGAGGCCUACCAUUUGCACACCAACUUUUGCUACCUCAUGGUAACGAUGAACACCGAAUCCGUGGAACCGGAGCUGCGACCGUAUUUGCUGCUUCUGAUGGAGCUGCUCACCGAGUCGCCGAUCCGACGUGGCGACGAGUUAAUUCCAUACGAAGCAGUCGUUGCCGCACUGGAAGCCGACACCAUCGCAACCGAGGCACAGCUAGGAAUCGAAACGAGAAAUCGUUUCAGUCUGGGGCCAUUUUCAAAUACUGCCAUUUUGUCGAUGCAAGUCGUCCGUAGCAAAUACGAGACGGGCAUUAACUGGAUUGCGGAACUCUUGCAGAAAACUGAAUUUACAACGGAACGCGUUAAGGUUUGCGCUUCCAAAAUGGUGAACGAUGUGGCACAAGCCAAACGGGAAGGCAACUCCAUCGUGAGAGAUUUGCUGAAGGCUAUGUAUUACGAGAAGGACAGCAAUGUACGCGUGAGUUCUCUUCUAAAGCAGCAGAAGUUUUUGAGCACCUUGAUCGAACAGCUCGAUAAUGAACAAGGAGCAGAAAAGGUGAUCAACAAGUUGAACAAAGUUCGUGAAAUCAUCACUCAGCCAAAGAAUCUUGGUUUGCACAUUGCGGCCGACUGGGAGGAGAUGGCCAAACUUCAGGUCGAUUUGGAGGCACCGUGGAGUAAACUGGUUAAAUCUGAGUUUAAUGAUCUCAAGAAAGAACUCAUCGUCAUUCCGGACUGGAAAUUAAUAAACAUGGAUGGUAACUUGACAGAUUCCACCGGUGUGGUUGUUGGCAUGGGAAGCGUCGAAAGUGCCUUCCUGUAUCAAAGCUCUAAAGCUAUCACCGAUUUCAACGACGAGGAUCUUGCACCGCUACUGCUGUUUCUGCAGUACCUAACUCAACUUGAGGGUCCAUUGUGGCGCCAAAUCCGCGGCCAAGGAUUUUCCUACGGAUACAACAUCGUGCACCGGCCUAACGAGGGCUUGCUGUACUUUACUCUCUAUCGGGCAACGAAUUUAGUAGCAGCCUACAAGGAAGCCAAGUCAAUUACCGAGAAGCAACUUCAACCGGAUGCCGAGUGGGACUCAACUCUGCUGGAAUCGGCCCGCAGUUCGUUGAUUUUCGAAAUCAUUGCUCGCGAGAAGAGCAUCGGCAACGUGGUGGAGCAGUCUUUCCUCUCCAGCUUCAAACAGGUAUCGGUCGGCUACAACCAAGCGCUUGUUCGCCAAGUCGGUAAGGUAACCGAAGCCGAUCUUGCCCGAGUAGGAUCAAAAUACGUGAAGCAACUGUUCUCAGCCGAGGCCCGAACAGCUAUCGUGUGCCACCCGGACAAAGCAGCAGACGUGGCCACAGCUUUCAACCAGCUUGGACAUAAUCUGAAGGUGGAAAACAGCCUGGAAGGCAGCAUUUUGGCCUGAGUUAGAUUUGUGUAGCCUUUGUUUCAAAAACAUUGCAUUUGCUUCGAUUGUGUAUUUCCAGUGUGUAGUUGAAAAUAUGUGAAAUUAUGUUGUGUCUAGAAUUAGAUUUUAGGCGUUUUAGCACCAUAGAAUGUCAAAUUACGAAUUUCUUUCGAAGUCAGUUGGUAUAACUGUUUGAAAUAAACUUAGUUGAUUGCAAACUCUA